UUGUUACACGAAGAAGAAGGGCAUCCGUCCACAGGCCAACCACAGAUACUUAACAGACAACAUAAACAUUGUCACAUAUUUAGGCAGAUCAGCUGUUUUAGCACCUUAGCUCACGUUUUCUUUGGCACUUUCACUAGAGAUCUCCUUCACGAUGUGGUAAACUAUCUAAAUGUCUUGUGGUCGGCCAUGUUUAUGGGGAUGGCGGCUUUCCGAAGGCCUUGAAGUCGUACUGCUACCGGACGCCAAUGAUUCAGCUUGAGAAACCAGUGCUAGCUGGUACCAUGCCGGUGGUGUGGCCCACCAUCCUUGACCUGGGCAGGGAUGAGUGCAAAAGAAUUCUGCGGAAACUGGAGCUGGAGGCAUACGCUGGGGUCAUCAGCGCUCUGAGAGCCCAAGGAGACCUGACAAAGGACAAGAAGGAUCUGCUGGGCGAGCUCACUAAAAUCCUCGGCAUCUCUACCGAGCGGCAUCGCGCAGAGGUCCGCAGGGCUGUCAACGAUGAGCGCCUCACCACCAUCGCUUAUCACAUGUCGGGUCCAAACAGCUCCUCUGAGUGGUCCAUUGAAGGGCGGAGGCUUGUUCCUUUGAUGCCGAGGCUGGUUCCCCAGACGGCCUUUACAGUCACCGCUAACGCUGUGGCCAGCGCCACGGCCAAUCAGAACGCCUCCCUCCUGCUGCCAGCUGAAACGGGGAACAAAGAGGUCGUGGUGUGCUACUCCUACACGAGCACCACCUGCACCUCCACCAGCGCCACGGCGACCAGCGGCCCUAUAGGAGCGACAGUGAAAUCUCCACGGCCACCCAGCCCUUCAUCCAACGUGGUGGUGCUGCCCAGCGGCAGCACUGUGUAUGUGAAAAGUGUUAGUUGUUCUGAUGAGGACGAGAAGCCUCGCAAGCGAAGGCGCACAAACUCAUCCAGCUCGUCUCCGGUGAUGCUGAAAGAAGUUACCAAGGUGACCCCGCCAGUAUCCAAGAACAUCACGGUGCCUGUGAGCGGCAGCCCCAAGAUGAGCAGCAUCAUGCAGAGCAUCGCCAACUCCUUACCGCCUCACCUGUCCCCCGUCAAGAUCACCUUCACCAAGCCCACCAUCCAGACAACCAGCAACACCACGCAGAAGGUGAUCAUCGUGACGACUUCCCCGAGUUCCAAUUUCGUGCCCAACAUCCUGUCCAAGUCCCACGCCCACAACAACGCCACCGCUGUGUCCAAGCUGGGGUCCACCUCUGUGCUGACCACACCCACACAAAAGCAGACGGUGGUUUUUCCUGCCAGCUCCAGCACUUCCACGAACCCCAACACCAUCGCUGUGACCACAGUGGUCUCCUCCACACCGUCAGUGGUCAUGUCGACGGUCACACCGUGUGGAGCUUCAGCUGGAGUGAAGGUCUCUACAGCCAGACUUCCUUCACCUAAGACACUGGUGGCCUCACCCACUCAGAUCCUGGCCCAGUUCCCCAAACAACAGUCACCCAAACAGCUGCAGCAGAGCUCGUCUUUAGGAGCGUCCAGCAUCGGUCACACCCAGACCACCACCUCCUCACCGGGAGCCAAGCCCACCAUUCAGAUCAAACAAGAGUCCGGGGUGAAGAUCAUCACUCAGCAGGUGCAGCCCAGCAAAAUCCUGCCCAAGCCUUCGGCGGCUUUGUCCAGCAGCAGCUCUUCUCCCAUCAUGGUUGUCAGUAGCAACGGAGCCAUCAUGACCACAAAGCUGGUCACUCAGCCCACAGCUACCCAGACCACCUACACGAGACCCACUGUUAGUCCCAACAUCGGGGCCAGAAUAUCAGCCUCCAGUGGCGGGACCACUUACGUCAAGACCACCAGCGGCAGCAUCAUCACCGUGGUGCCCAAGUCUCUGGCCACUCUGGGGGGAAAGAUCAUCAGCAGCAACAUCGUGUCCGGCACGACGACUAAGAUCACCACCAUCCCCAUGACCUCCAAGCCCAACGUCAUUGUGGUGCAGAAAACCACGGGCAAAGGAGCGACCAUCCAGGGACUGCCCGGCAAGAAUGUGGUCACCACGCUGUUAAAUGCUGGGGGGGAAAAGGGCCUUCAGGCAGUUCAGGGGACCAAACCUGCAAUCAUCACCGCCUCCAGACCCAUCACCAAAAUGAUCGUCACCCAGCCCAAAGGCAUGAGCGCCGGGUCCCAGGCCACCGCCACCAAAAUCAUCCCGACCAAGAUCGUUUACGGCCAGCAGGGAAAGACGCAGGUUCUCAUCAAACCGAAGCCGGUCUUCCAGACGGCGGUGGUGAGCGAGCAGACCCGGCAGCUGGUCACUGAGACGCUGCAGCAGGUGACCCGCUCCGCCGAACUGAGUCAGGGUCAGACCCCGGGCCAGGACGGGGCCGCAAAGGAUGAUGCUGCCAGCCUCGCGGAGGCCAGCGCCUUAGUCAGCGAGGCUUCCCAGGGCAGCGCUCAAGAAGCGCAGCCUGUAGUGCACGUGGUGUCCUCCAGAGAGCAGGAUUGGACUGAGCAGGAAGUAGCCGUGGAGUCCAGCCCCACCAUCAUCUACCAGGAGGUAUCUGGCGGGGAAUCCCAGUCGGCCACUUCCACCAUAAAAGCUCUUCUUGAACUUCAGCAGACAUCAGUGAAGGAAAAGGGAGAAUCCAAACCCAGGCAGCACACCAUCGACCUUAGCCAGAUGGCUGUGCCCAUCCAGUUGGCCCAGGAGAAGAAGCCCAGCCCUGAAUCCCCCAAACCCUCUACCUCAGAGGCUGAACCCAGCGCUGAAUACGUCGCAGGAGGAAAAGCCACCAGAGUGGGAGUGCCCUCGCAGGAUGAAGAGGUGGUUAUGUCCUCCAGUCAGCAGCUGGGGAAGCCAUAUAAAACAAGCACAGUUGCUGUGGUAACCAAACCUGCUGCUGUCUCCUCUGCGGCUCCAGCGUCACACGUGCCCUCUGACAGUCAUGGUAAACCUGAGGCUGUAUUAGAGGCGGGUGAGUUGGAAGGAGACACUUUGGACCCCCAGACAGGCUUGUUCUACCGCUCCACCCAACCAGCUUCAGAACCCACCAAGCAACCCGCCCACUCUGCAAGUGCUCAGCCGCCGCCUGUGAGCCAGGCCGAGGCCGAGCAGAGCCGGCACCCUUCCACCUCCACCUCCACGUCCACCCAACAGACGCCACCGCCGCCGCAGCUGCAGAGCAAACCUCAGAUCAGCCAGCCUUCCUCUUCCUCCACCGCCUUCCCUUCUACUCCUCCUCUGACUAAGAAAAUCCCCAAGCUACGAGAGCAGAGUCAGCCCAAACCCCAAACCUUAACACAGAGUCCUAAAGACAGACCUGUGAGCGCACCGACCCCAGCCGGGGCCAAGGCCACCACUCCGAGCACGCCAACCAAGCCCAUGUUGACGCCACAGCUCCCGAAGCUCCAGCAGGCCCCCACGUCCCACCACCGGCCCCUGCACACCUCAAUGUCCCACCCUCCUCCGCUGCAGGCGCACCACCCCGUCAGCACCGACAAAACCGCCUCCAGCCAGCAGCCAAUCAUCACGCAGAGUGCCACCGUCACCAAGAUUACCUUUGGCAGUUCCCACCACUCGUCGCCCGUCUUCAGCAGCGGGGAGGCUGCCGCCAAACUGAUCCCAGAGUCCAGCUCCGGGCCUUCUGGAGACAAGCCCUCAGUGUCGGACAUCCUAAAGAUCUCCAUGAUGGAGGCGGAGAUCGAUCCGAGCACAGAGCCCAUGGUGGUGGAUUCCUCCAGUGAUUGCGGCCCUCUGGGGAAAGCUUUGGAGGUCCAGGCCAUGUCCGGCACACUGGACUCGGGCCAGUUCAUCAGCAGCUCCGGGGCCGCCAUGCAUCACUCCCACUCGAAGCCGCAGCAGUUCAGCUGCCUGCAGGGCCUCGCAGCGCAGAGGAGCAAGGAAGACCUGGAAGUCAUCGAGGUGAUUCCUCAGUAUUCCAUCCUGCCAGACUCCAGCCAGUCUAAUGUGGUAGUGGAGCCCAGCGGCUUCCUGGAGAUCACCAACUACACCAGCCAGCAGCUGGAGGAGGACAGCCCCAUGGAGCAGGAGGUGGACAGCAGCAACGAUGAGGCCGCCGCCGCCAGCCCCCCCGACCAGCCGUAGUCACUCCAUGCUAAGAGACCCUGACGGGUGCAGUGCACAUUUUCACUUUGGGAAAAGCAGACUCACGAUUUGUUCGAGGCCUCGGACGCAGUGGACUUUAGUUAGUGUUUCAUUUUGUGUAAAGUAUUAGUUCGUUAGGCUCUUUUCGUCCACGCAGCUGAUGGCACACGUGGUUUUUAUCACCAGAAGUUGGGCGAGGUGAAAGGAUUAGUUCUAGUCCGGCUUCAGAGAGCUGGAAAGCAGUUUCUCCCAGCAUACGAUGUUACAGUAUGGUGAUUACUUUCUAAGACAUUUAAAUAUCAUUUCAUAAACGUACAGCUGAGCAAGUACACUGCAUUUAAAGUCAACCCAAAGGACCUGCAACUUCUGAGGGGGUCACAGAGAUGAGUAGCAGCAGAAAAGAUAUUGAAAAUGCCUUAAACACCAGACGCAAAAGCCCUUUUUAGACAUGAUGCGUGUGACAUCACUGCCUCCAGCCAUCUUUUUAAAUGAAACCUUUAUUGUUAUGUUCCUCACGGCCUCUUUUGCAGCUAUUACAACUUUACCACUAAUUCGAUGUCUCAUCAAGAACCAGUUUGACUUGUUUUCACCCCCCAAGAAAUUCUAUUUGAGGUGAUUUUCCUUCUGCAGAAAUUCCCAAAACCUUUGCUCAUAAUGUUGAAAACAAAUCACAACAUCUUUGUUUUAUUUCAAAUUAGGAGCAUAGUUGGCGAUAUAAAAUCCAAAAGUUUGUCAUAGUCCUAACAACCUGCAGUCAUAAUCUCACGUAGUGUUUUAUAGAAAAGUGGCCCGGGUGCUUUUUUUUGUUUUAGACAUGAAAUCGGAUGAUUGGAAAGGAGCGCAUGUCUGAAAGGGGCUUUGAUAAUUCACACAAAAGAGGGAACUCGAUCAGAUCUGCAGACCCAAACAGCCCCAGACGUUUGGAAGCUUUCAGAAAUAUAAAAUUCUUGGAACUUAAUUUAGACCGGGGCUUCUCCGAGGAACGCCGUCCUCGCAGUGGAAAAAGCAGCUCACGCCGUUCCUGGGCGGCGACUCAUAAACGGACAGCUUUUGGCGUCAGACGGAUUGUAUUUUCUCUCAACUCAUUUUGUAACUCUCCGACACUUUACAGGGUUUUCAGAGGAGGGAACAGAGCUGGAGCAGAUUGAUAUAUAUAUAUUUUUUUUCUUCUGUGAGGAACAUGAAGCAGAACCACAAAAAGAGUCCUGGAGGACCAAUAAUGUCCAACAUAAGAGUUGCUGCUCAGUGUAAUUUUGGGGUGCUUAAAAAAAAAAAGGAAAAGAAGCAAAUUGAGCAAUGUACUUUUUUUGUAAGAUGUAUUCCAGAGUCCGAAAAGUUGCAGUGAGAAUUUCAAUAAGUAUGCAUUUCUUUUCUACCUUUUCAAACUGUCUGACUAGAUGAGAAAAAAACAAAAAAACAUUUAAUCUGCACAAUAAAUCAGCUGAGAACAGCC
Oreochromis aureus is the source of this 5523-nucleotide messenger RNA. It is a transcript of the gene emsy, whose product is annotated as EMSY transcriptional repressor, BRCA2 interacting. The record is from RefSeq and is a predicted model, not a curated record. Lineage: Eukaryota; Metazoa; Chordata; Actinopteri; Cichliformes; Cichlidae. Gene Ontology annotation, cellular component: nucleoplasm. Bases 246 to 4070 code for a protein of 1274 amino acids. The transcript is spliced from 20 exons. Gene Ontology annotation, biological process: regulation of DNA-templated transcription.